UAGAAGAACUCUAAGAUAUACCUCCUUGACCAAUUCAUAUUUCGGGGUUAAAACGUACGUACGGGAUCCAGAACGGAUAUCACCCACCCGACAGUUCACUGUUCGGUUGGUACGUAAUCCACAUGACUCAUAGGGUGGAUUAUCGAUUCUUGUGUUCUGCAUUAAACUAUUUAUAGUUUAAGGGCUUGGUAAACAGAAAGAUUAAUGUGAUCCUGGCGGCAGAUGGGGCGAGAUUGUCAGGAUGGAUGUGACAAGUUUUGAAAUGAUUUAUGAUAUGUCAAUAUUAAAUUCGCUUCCGCAAUAUUGUUAAAUACUCCGUACUGUAUAUGUUAUGAAAAAUAUUAUUGAGAUUAAUAAAUCCGUGCUCCUUCUAACCAACCAAUUCCUAACAAACCUCGAUUGAAACCAUUCAUCUCUGAGAUCAUGACGCUUUCGUCUAGAGUUUCCCAGAAAAUGGCCGGAAAUGAGUGGAUAAAUGGGUACCUGGAGGCCAUACUGGACAGCGGAGCGUCGGCGAUUGAGGUUGAGAACAAGGCGCCGCUGGUUAACCUCCGGGAUAGAGGGAUUUUCAAUUCGACCAAGUACUUUGUGGAGGAGGUUGUUACGGCUGUAGAUGAGACCGACCUUCACCGGACAUGGAUCAAGGUGGUGGCUACCAGGAACACUAUGGAGCGGAGUUCGCGCCUCGAAAACAUGUGCUGGCGAAUCUGGCACCUCACUCGCAAGAAGAAACAGUUGGAAUUGGAAGUUUUCCAAAGGUUGGCGAAUAGAAGAUGGGAACAGGAACAAGGACGCAAAGAUAUGACAGAGGACGACAUGUCUGAAGACCUGUGCGAGGGAGAGAAGGGUGGCGAUGUGUCUGGGGAGACAAUAACAACAACACUUGAUAGUCCCAAGACGGAGUUCAAGCGAAACCUGUCCAAUUUGGAAACAUGGUCGUCACACACAUUGCAGGGGAAAAAGCUUUAUAUUGUUCUCAUAAGGUUUGCAUAUACUCCGUAUGUGGGUUCUUGCAGAUACAUUUCUUCAUAAAAAGGAAAUCUGUGCCUUUAUUCGAUGAAUUGUUGAAUUAAUGCUAUUGGUGGAAGUAGGUUGAAAUGUAGUAAUCAAAGAUAAAAUCUUUAAUUAUUAACAUUAAGUGUGUGCUUAUGAUCUCCUUGCCGAUUAGUUUGCAUGGUUUGGUUCGUGGCGAAAAUAUGGAGCUUGGUCGUGAUUCUGACACUGGUGGUCAGAUUAAAUAUGUAGUGGAACUUGCCAAGGCACUUGCAAAGAUACCUGGAGUUUAUAGGGUUGAUCUGUUCACUCGUCAAGUCUCAUCACCAGAAGUAUAUUGGACUUAUGGUGAGCCUACAGAAAUGUUGAAUUCUGAUGGUGACAGUGGUGCAGAUAUGGGAGAAAGUAGUGGGGCGUAUAUUAUAAGAAUACCCUUUGGUCCUCGUGACAAAUACCUUAGAAAAGAGCUGUUGUGGCCUUAUAUACAGGAGUUUGUGGAUGGAGCUUUAACGCACAUCCUGAAUAUGUCUAAGACACUAGGCGAGCAGAUUGGCUAUGGGCAACAACCUGUUUGGCCAUAUGUGAUUCAUGGUCACUAUGCAGAUGCUGGGGAUAGUGCAGCUCUUCUUUCGGGGGCUUUAAAUGUUCCCAUGGUGUUAACUGGGCAUUCGCUUGGAAGAAACAAGCUUGAGCAGCUUUUGAAACAGGGAAGACAAUCCAAAGAGGAUAUCAAUUCAACUUAUAGGAUCGUGCGGAGGAUUGAGGCAGAAGAGCUUUCACUUGAUGCUGCGGAGCUUGUUAUCACAAGCACUAGACAAGAAAUUGAUGAGCAGUGGGGGUUAUAUGAUGGGUUCGAUGUCAAGCUCGAGAGAGUUUUGAGGGCCCGUGAAAGACGUGGGGUCAAUUGCCAUGGUCGUUAUAUGCCUAGAAUGGCGGUUAUUCCUCCUGGAAUGGACUUCAGCAAUGUUGUUGUUCAAGAAGAGGCAGCUGAAAUGGAUGUCGAACUUACAUCACUUACUACCUCAGACGGAUCAUCUCCUAAAGCAAUGCCUGCCAUUUUGUCAGAGGUAAUGCGUUUUCUUGUAAAUCCACACAAGCCAAUGAUUCUGGCAUUGUCAAGGCCAAACCCAAAAAAGAACUUAACCACUUUGGUAAAGGCAUUUGGAGAAUGCCGCCCCUUACGCGAGCUAGCUAAUCUUACUCUUAUAAUGGGAAACAGGGAUGAUAUAGACGAAAUGUCUGCUGGGAAUGCUAGUGUGCUCACAACAGUUCUUAAGCUAAUUGAUAAGUAUGAUCUGUAUGGACUAGUGGCCUUCCCAAAACAUCACAAGCAAAGUGAAGUCCCUGAUAUAUAUCGCAUGGCUGCAAAAACGAGGGGGGUAUUUAUAAACCCAGCUUUCAUCGAGCCAUUUGGACUUACACUGAUUGAGGCUGCAGCACAUGGACUCCCCUUGGUUGCAACUAAAAAUGGCGGCCCGGUUGAUAUUAUUCGGGCACUGCAGAAUGGUUUGCUUGUAGACCCUCAUGAUCAGCAAGCAAUUGCUGAUGCACUUCUAAAACUAGUAUCAGAAAAGAAUCUGUGGAUGGAGUGUCGGAGAAGAGGUUGGAAGAACAUACACCUGUUUUCAUGGCCAGAACAUUGUCGCACGUAUUUGACAAAGAUAGCUGCAUGUCGCAUGAGACACCCGCAGUGGCAAACUGACACUACAACAGAGAAGUUGGCUGCAGAAGAGUCGUUCCUAAAUGACUCACUCAAAGAUGUACAAGAUUUGUCCUUGAGAUUAUCAGUGGAUGGUGAGAAAACAUCGUCCCUGAAUGGAUCCUUUAGUACCACCUCUGCAGUUGUCAGUGAUAACCCAUCAGAAAUUCCAGACCAGGUGAAGCUGGUUUUAAGCAAAAUACAGAAGAAAUCAGAUGGAGGAGGAGACACUCAUCAGAAUCACGAUGAAGCAGAAAGGAAAGACGAUGGCGUACCUAGCAAAUAUCCCAUGUUGAGACGGCGAUGCAAAUUGAUUGUCUUGGCCUUGGAUUGCUAUGAUUGUAAGGGACAACCGGAAAAGAAAAUGCUUAAUAUCAUACAAGAGGUGAUAAAGGCUACUAUGGUUGGUUCACAGGAUGGGAGAUUAUCAUCAUCUGGAUUAGCUAUAUCAACUGCCAUGCCAGUGUCAGAGUUGAUAGAGUUUCUGAAAUCAGGUAACCUUAAAGUCACCGAUUUUGAUGCUCUAAUAUGCAGCAGCGGCAGUGAAGUUUAUUAUCCAGACAUGGACAGCAAAGUUGCAGAUGGGAAUCCUCCUGUUCCAGACCCCCAUUAUGCUACGCAUAUUGAAUAUCGAUGGGGGGGCGAUGGAUUAAAGAAAACUCUUUGGAAACUAACUAAUGCAAGAGAAGGUGAGAAUUCAGGAUCAACACUACCACAUGUUGAAGAGGAUGUGAAAUCAAGCAAUCGUUAUUGUUUAUCCUACUUGAUCAAAGAUCUCAGCAAGGCAAGGAAAGUAGAUGACCUAAGACAUAAGCUGAGAAUGAGGGGCCUUCGGUGCCAUCUUAUGUACUCUCGGAAUUCCACAAGGAUCCAAGUAAUUCCUUUCCUUGCUUCUCGAGCUCAGGCACUUAGGUACCUCUUUGUACGAUGGAGAUUGAAUGUAGCGAACAUGUACGUUAUUCUUGGUGAAACUGGAGACACGGACUACGAGGAAUUGAUAGCAGGGGCCCACAAAACCUUGAUCCUGAAGGGUGUAGUUGAGAAAGGCUCAGAAGAGCUACUAAGAACAUCGGCCGCCGGCAGCUACCUUAAAGAGGACAUAGCCCCGCAAGAAAGUUGCCUUGUUGUCCAUGGCGGGGUUGGGGAUGCAUGGGCGGAACCGAUUGCUAAUGCAUUAGGACAGGUGUCUAGAAGAACAGUUAUGUGAUCACAAGAAUGGUAAUGCUGUUUAUGAGAAUCAAGACAUUUUUGAAGUAAUAAUUGGCAAAUUAAACCUUCACGUUUGUU
Cuscuta campestris is the source of this 3979-nucleotide messenger RNA. Lineage: Eukaryota; Viridiplantae; Streptophyta; Magnoliopsida; Solanales; Convolvulaceae. The record is from the annotation of a GenBank genome assembly.